This is a messenger RNA of Daphnia pulex (common water flea), 2465 nucleotides long. RefSeq names its product GMP synthase [glutamine-hydrolyzing]-like (gene bur). The record is from RefSeq and is a predicted model, not a curated record. Bases 148 to 2208 code for a protein of 686 amino acids. Gene Ontology annotation, biological process: GMP biosynthetic process. Lineage: Eukaryota; Metazoa; Arthropoda; Branchiopoda; Diplostraca; Daphniidae. Gene Ontology annotation, molecular function: ATP binding; GMP synthase activity; GMP synthase (glutamine-hydrolyzing) activity. The transcript has 11 exons. Gene Ontology annotation, cellular component: cytosol.
GUGUUUCUAACACCACCGUUCCAACAAGUUGUACUUAAGGAUCCCUCGUAAUCCAGUGAAGGAAAGAUUUAGAAUACAUAUAUUCGCCAUUGAAUAGAAAACCACUUACUGAACCGCCAAUAACAAGCUACGCCGUCUCGUUUAACUAUGGAUGCAAACAAUGGAAAUGAAGUGGAUGGGAAUCUCAGUCCAACUCCCGUGAAUGGUGAACGUGUUGCAAUUUUGGAUGCUGGGGCACAGUAUGGAAAGGUAAUUGAUCGCAGAAUAAGAGAACAAUGUGUGGAAUCUGAAAUUCUACCACUCGAGACUCCAGCUGCAGUUUUGCUUCAACAAGGCUUUAAAGCAAUUAUUAUUUCUGGGGGUCCUAAUUCAGUCUAUGCGGCUGAUGCACCGCAAUACGAUUCUGCAAUUUUUACAUGUGGUCUUCCUGUGCUUGGAAUUUGCUAUGGAAUGCAAUUGCUCAACAAGGAACUAGGUGGAACUGUGGAGAGGAAGGAUGUUCGUGAAGACGGUCAGUUCGAGAUCCAAGUUGAAACGGAGUGUCCGUUGUUCAAGGGAUUGGAUACUCGACAAAAAGUGCUAUUGACGCAUGGUGAUAGCGUCGAUAAAGUUGCAGAUGGCCUGCAUUGCGUGGCGAAAUCUUCUCGCCACGUUAUUUCUGCAAUCGCUGAUUCUGAACGCCGUCUUUACGGAGUCCAAUUCCAUCCUGAAGUCGAUUUAACGGAAAACGGGCGGAAGAUGUUGCAUAAUUUCUUGUUCGAAAUCUGCGGACUGAAAGGAGGUUUCACUUUAGAGAAACGUGAGCAGCAAUGUAUCGAUUACAUCCGGCGCACGGUCGGACGCGAUAAAAUUGUGCUCAUGCUGGUCAGUGGCGGGGUCGAUUCCGCUGUCUGUGCAGCUCUCCUUCAUAAAGCACUUCAGCAGGGUGAAGACUCCUCACGGGUGCAGGCCAUUCACAUCGACAACGGCUUCCUGCGAAAAGACGAAUCUGAGCAGGUCGUCACUAGUUUGCAGCAACUUGGUCUCAAUCUUCGGGUUGUGAAAGCUAGUUUAACUUUCUAUGAUGCGUCCACCAACGUACACGGUCGGCAAACCUUGUCUCUGUGUCGGACCGUUAAUCCCGAAGAGAAACGUCGGAUCAUUGGCGACACUUUUGUCAAAGUGGCUGAUAGGACGGCAAAUGACUUGAACCUCACUUGGGAUAAUUUGCUUCUUGGACAGGGUACUUUGAGGCCGGAUUUAAUUGAAUCGGCAUCGCACAUGGCUUCUUCUCGUGCUGAUGCCAUCAAGACCCACCACAACGAUUCGGAAAUGGUCCGUCAGUUGCGUCAUCAUGGCCGAGUUGUGGAGCCUCUUAAAGAUUUCCAUAAGGAUGAAGUGAGAGCUCUAGGUCGUGAGUUGGGUCUACCCGCCGAACUACUUGAACGUCAUCCAUUUCCAGGCCCCGGUUUGUCAAUUCGAAUUAUUUGCGCCGAGGAAUCGUUUAUGGAAGCCGAUUUUGGUGAAACACAAGUGCUGAUCCGCUUAAUGGUUGAUUAUGCUAACAUGGCGGCCAAGGAACAUGCACUGCUCAACCGGAUUGAAGUUGCUACUUCAGAGGAGGAUCGCCAACUUUUGGAAGAACUUUCCAACCGCAACCAGUUUGUUGCUACGUUACUACCCAUCCGCACUGUUGGUGUUCAGGGGGAUUGCCGAACGUACAGUUACUGUGUGGCACUGAGCUCUGAUCAAACACAAAUCAACUGGGAAGAUCUUGCCGCCUAUGCUCGCCUAAUACCCCGUGUAUGUCAUAAUGUUAACCGCGUUUGCUACAUUUUUGGCAAAGCUGUUCGCGAGCCGGUGACAGACGUUACUCCAACUUACCUAACGAAUAAUAUUUUGGCAACUCUGAGAGAGGCGGAUUAUUUAGCUAAUAAAAUAUUCCGAGAGUCUGGUUGUUACAAGAAGAUCGCUCAGAUGCCAGUAGUAUUAAUCCCUCUCCACUUCGACCGGGACUCGAGUCAACGGAUUCCAUCAUGCCAACGCUCGGUCGUCUUUCGACCUUUCAUUUCCCAAGAUUUCAUGACUGGACUACCUGCAAUUCCUAACACGCAUUUGCCGCAAGAGGUUGUAGACAAGAUGGUUGAAGCUGUCCUGACCGUUCCUGGAAUUUCUAGGGUCUUGUACGAUUUGACGGCCAAACCACCUGGGACAACAGAAUGGGAAUGAUUUGAGUGUGACAACAAACUGUUGCCAAGGAAGUGAUCUCCGCAAUCUUUUGAUACGGAGCUGUAUCAUUGACCAGAAUUAGAUGGGAACUAUAAUUAACACAGUGGAUUCAGUAUAGAAUUUCGAAAUUGAAAAAAAAAAAAAAAAAAUCAGCUUUCGUCGUCUGUGAAAACCUCUUUGACUGUUGUUGAUAUGGAAUUCAUAUGAUCACCCGGUUGACUAUUCCUUAAAUAUACAUGCACACAUGUUUGAGUUAA